AUAGCAAUCCAUUAAGAAGAAGAAAUUAAUAUAUUAAGAUGAAAAAAAGCAAAGUGUUGAUUGUAGGAGGAACAGGGUACCUUGGGAAGAGAUUAGUGAAAGCUAGUUUAGCAAAUGGUAAUGAAACCUACAUUUUGCAUCGUCCAGAAAUUGGAGUUGAUAUUGAGAAAGUUGAAUUGCUUAUUUCUUUUAAGAUGCAAGGAGCUCAUCUUGUUUCUGCUUCUUUUAACGAUCAUCGGAGCCUCGUCGACGCCGUUAAACUCGUCGAUGUUGUCAUCUGUGCAAUCUCCGGCGUCCACAUUCGUAGCCAUCAUAUCUUACUUCAGCUCAAGCUUGUGGAUGCCAUCAAAGAAGCUGGAAAUAUCAAGAGAUUUUUGCCAUCUGAGUUUGGAACGGAUCCAGCAAGAAUGGAAAAUGGAAUGGAGCCAGGUAGAGUGACAUUUGAUGAUAAAAUGGUGGUGAGAAAAGCCAUAGAAGAAGCUCCCAUUCCUUACACUUACGUCUCUGCUAACUGCUUUGCUGGUUACUUCCUCGGCGGUCUUUAUCAAAUUGGCCACAUUCUUCCUUCUACUGAUUCUGUUGUUUUUCUCGGAGAUGGCAACCAGAAAGCAAUUUGUGUGGACGAAGAUGAUAUAGCAACAUAUACAAUAAAGAGCAUAGAUGAUUCAAGAACACUCAAUAAGACAGUUUACCUUAGGCCUCCUAAAAACAUACUUUCCCAAAGAGAGGUUGUUCAUAUUUGGGAAAAGCUCAUUGGUAAGGAGCUUAAAAAAUCAACUCUUACCAAAGAAGAAUUUUUGGCUCCUAUGAAGGAGCUUGAAUAUGCAGAACAAGUAGGAAUGUGUCACUAUUAUCACGUUUGCUAUGAAGGAUGCCUUGUUAAUUUUGAAAUAGGAGAAGGAGGAGUAGAGGCAUCCAAACUCUAUCCAGAGGUUAACUACACUACAGCCCAAGACUACUUGAAGCGUUACGCCCAAGUCUAUAAGCAUCAUGUGUUGUAAUUCUUAGUUCUAAUUGGCUUUGUAAAAACAAAAAAUUGGUUCUGACUGGCUUUGUAAAAAAAAAUUAUUUUCGCUAUUAAUAUAUUAUUUUCUUUUAUCAG
Messenger RNA from Nicotiana tabacum (common tobacco), 1102 nucleotides. Its product is annotated as bifunctional pinoresinol-lariciresinol reductase 2-like. The record is from RefSeq and is a predicted model, not a curated record. Gene Ontology annotation, molecular function: oxidoreductase activity. Lineage: Eukaryota; Viridiplantae; Streptophyta; Magnoliopsida; Solanales; Solanaceae.